Messenger RNA from Colletotrichum lupini, 588 nucleotides. RefSeq lists its product as uncharacterized. Bases 1 to 588 code for a protein of 195 amino acids. The record is from RefSeq and is a predicted model, not a curated record. The transcript has 3 exons. Lineage: Eukaryota; Fungi; Ascomycota; Sordariomycetes; Glomerellales; Glomerellaceae.
AUGGGGAACAUUGAGAAUCGCCAAGUGCCGGCAACGUUCUCCCAGCACUUUGUAGAUGUUGGACUUUCCAAUCCGCUUUGGAACUCCAUGGAAGUGGAGGGGCAGGGAAGACGGAAGAAAGGAAAGGUGUGUCCACCCAAAACGUUCCCCAUCUGCCAGCGACUGGACGGUGGUGAAGACGGCUGCCUGUUUUGCCUUGGUCACGCUUCCAGCUUCAUCCGUCUUCGGACGUCGAUAUUAUCCUCCGUCAGCUUCAAGCAUCCCCCUCGGUUGUCCGUCGUUGACAUGGGAGGUAAGCGGGAGGGAGCCCAGCUGAACGUCUGCUUGUCAAUACCUCCCAGGAACAAAGACAAUACAAACUUAGAGGAACGUGUGGAAGAGUCUGAUUUCCUCAGCCGCAGAAGCAUGUUUUGGGUGCUUAUCUCACUCGACCUCUCCCAUCCCUGUCGUUUCUGUGCCUCGCGGAUAACCUCCCUCUUCUGGUCCUUUGCGCGCUUGCUGAAGCGAGAGACGAGCAUGAGCAGGUCAUGUAUUGGAUUCCACGGCUCCGAUUCACGGCUGCAGCUGCGGCCGAAGCCCCAAGGAUGA